This is a messenger RNA of Acanthamoeba castellanii str. Neff, 5895 nucleotides long. Its product is annotated as RasGEF domain containing protein. The record is from RefSeq and is a predicted model, not a curated record. The transcript is spliced from 35 exons. Bases 1 to 5895 code for a protein of 1964 amino acids. Lineage: Eukaryota; Discosea; Longamoebia; Acanthamoebidae. Gene Ontology annotation, biological process: Ras protein signal transduction; positive regulation of GTPase activity; actin cytoskeleton organization. Gene Ontology annotation, cellular component: plasma membrane. Gene Ontology annotation, molecular function: actin binding; guanyl-nucleotide exchange factor activity; small GTPase binding.
AUGGGGCAGCAGAUAUCCAAGGGCAUUGAGCUGGCCAAGUCCAAGGGCGGCUCCCACUUUGCCAUCACCGAGAUCUCCUCCAAGAAGGGCGGAGCGGCCCAGCAGACCGAGGAGGAGCUCAACAAGAUCUUGAUGCACAUACUGAAGGAGCUGCCCAACCUCAAUCGCAUCACGGUGACGUCGUGCAAUCUCACCCUCCUGCCGGACGAGGAGCUGGGCAAGGUCAUCAACCUGGUCACCCUCUCGCUCGAGGAGAACAUGCUGACGCAGCUCAACGAGGGCUUCCGCAAUCUGUUCAACCUCAAGGAGCUCUACCUCUCCAAGAACCACUUCACACGCCUCCCCAAGGAGCUGGGCUACCUCGCCUCGCUCGAGCUCCUCUCCCUCAACCACAACUACCUCGGGGGUGCGGCACCGCCUCGCUCGGCGUCGCCAACGUCGGGCGUGACGAUGAGUCCGUCCAAGGACAAGGGCUCCAACAAGCUGGACACCUGGCGCAAGAGCUGGCGCAACCGAAAGGGCAAGAAAUCGAAAGCUGGAGACGUAAUGGCGACGGACGACUUCUACCGGACGGGCAGCGAACCGGUCAUGUCCUCCUCGCUCGGGAGCGAAGAAAAGGGCAAGGAAAAGGACAAGGACAAGGGCAAGAAGUGGACCCUUCGACGAAGCCCGCGAUACAGCGACGACAUCAAGGACCUGGGCACAAGUAAGUCGCACGAGGGCAUGCUGACCUCGAGCCCGCCCCAGGUCCGCACGCGCAGCGUGCCGGACGGCCCUGGGAAGGGAGGAUCGCCUGAGCUCAUGUCGUCGCCGUCCCUGCCGCCCUUCGCGCCCUCGGCCCCGGCCAAGCUGACGCUGCGCGAGCGGCUGGCGGCCGGCAAGACCGGCUCGCUGUCGACGGCGCCCAUAGACCCCGAGCGCCUGUCGAGCUCCACGAGCGCCUCCCACACGACGGCUUCGUCAGGCGGCGACUCAGCCAGCGCGGCGCGCGUGCAGCGAUCGUUGACCGUCUCCGACCCGAUAUUCCCCGCGGGCAACUACUCGCCGCGCGAGGGGUCCUUCGACACCCUGUCCGACAACGACUCCUUCACGGCGAGCAUGGACGACAUCUCGCUCGACGGCGACGGCAUGGAGUCGGCGCGGGCAUCGGGUCUGUUCCCGUCGAUGGACGAGGACAACAGCUACGUGGGUCCGAUCGAGCUGCCGUCGCUCACGUAUCUCAACUUCUCCGACAACUCGCUGGCGCAGAUCCCGCGCGAGCUCAACCUCGCCAGCUGCACGCGGCUCAAGAAGGUCUUGCUGGGGUCCAACCGCCUGACGUCGCUGCCGCCGACCUUCUUCGGUCUCACCUCGCUCACCAGUCUCGGCCUCGAGGAAAACAACAUCACCGAGCUGCCCGAAGAGCUAGUCAACAAAAUAGGCAACCUCGUGGAGGUGUCGGAGCUGCUCCUGCGCCGCAACCGCAUCUCCAAGCUGCCCGACUCGUGGAACUUCCUGGAGAAUCUCAAGAAUCUCGAUCUCUCGUCGAACCGGCUGACCGAGCUCCCGCCCUCGAUCGGAGGACUCAAGAACCUCCACACGCUCUUCAUUCAGCACAACCAGAUCACCUCCCUCCCCGACGAGUUUGGCAAGCUCAACAACCUCAACAAGCUGCUGAUGAACGACAACAAGCUGGAAUACUUGCCACUGACCUUCGGCGGUCUGACGUCGCUCACGGAGCUGAGCUUGGCCGAGAAUCGGCUGUUGGAGCUGCCGCCCUCGUUCGGCGCGCUCAAGUCCCUGCGCAAGCUGUCGGCCGAAAGCAACUGCCUUCGCGCUUUGCCGGCAGAGUUCCGUCACCUGAGCAAGCUCCAGAUGGCCUCGUUCAAGAGCAACCAGUUCCGAGAGAUCCCCACCUCAUUCCUCUUCCUCAAGCUGCUGCGGAUCGACAUGGCCGACAAUCCGAUCCAGGACGAGAUCGCGAACGAGUGCAUCAGAAAGCACGGAUGCCUCGCCCUCAUUCGCACGGCGCAGAAGAUCCUGACCGACGAGAAGGCUCCUCCCGAGCCUCCGCCGGCCCACGAGUGGAAGCUGGCCUUCGAACUCCUUCUGGACCAAAUGGACAUUCCGAUCGAAAAGAAGCGGAGCAUGCAGGCCCUGCCCGACGACAAGCGCUGGGUUCUGCUCCUCCAGUCCCGCGGCACCGGUCUGCUGGACCUCAACAAGCGCGAUUCGAUGAACAAGGCCUACCGACAGGAGGAAGACCCCAACCACCUCGCCGAAGUGCUCAAGGGCCAGCCCACUGUCGAUGAAAUGACGACGCUCCGGGUGUCGCUCACAUCUAAGCCCGUGGGCUGGAUCGCGCAGUGGAUCGAGGCCGGCGGACUGGUCAACUUCGCCAAGCUCCUCUCUUGCACCUACACUCUAACGGGCGCUGUGGCUGAGCAAUUGCGCGAAAAUCUACUCAGCUGCUACAAGGCCCUGUGGCGGGUGCGGCUGAAGGACAUGCGCGAACGGCUGCGCCAGCAGGACGUGGUCGAGGCCAUCGCGCUUCACAUGUUCUGCGCCAACCUGCGCGUGAAGAAGAUCGCCAUCGAAAUCCUCAUCAGCCUGUGCCAAACGCGCAAUGACCAUCGAUCGGUUCUGUCGGCGUUUACGUCGAUGCAAAAGGCGUUGGGCGACAAGCGAAGAUUCAUGACCCUCUUCCAGAGCCUCACCGAGGAGUCGGCCACGUUCCAAGUGGUCGUCUUGCCACUACGAAUUCGUGCGCUGACGCUGAUCAACGCGCUCAUCAACGGCACCGAGGACCUGGAGGAGCGGUUCGCCCUCCGCAACGAAUUCCUCGCCAUGAACAUGGCCUCCGCGCUCAAGAACCUGCGGGAAGCGGGCCUGGAGGAGCUCACCGUGCAGGUGGACCUCUUUGAGGAGGCCAUGUCCGACGACUACGAGUCCAUGCUCGAUCGCUUCGGCGCCGAAACGCUUCUCAAGAAACUGGACAAGUACAAGCUCGAGCUGGGUCUGGGCCAGAACUACCUCAUGGUGAUGACCUCGUCCCUCUCCCAGACCAGCCUCGAUUUCCUCCCCUUUGACCCCGCCAAGACCACCGUGGCGGACAUAAUCCGUAAGAUCACGGAGAAUCAUCCGGUCAAGAACGCUGCCGAUUGGGGCCUUCACCUUCACUCCACCGGCGCAUGCCUCGAUGAGGCUAAGUCGCUCGCCUUCUACAAGCUCAGGGGUCCGGUGAUCUGCCAAUUCAAGAUGAAGAUGUGGGAGAUCCCCGUGCGGUUCCGACUCAACAGAAACAAGGUCAAGCAAUACACGCUCCAGUUCGAUCCGAACGACACUUGUUCGGACGCCAUCAUCAACCUCAUCCAAAACCUGCCCAAGAUCAAGGCCGGCACCUUCGGCAAGCAGAAGGACAACCGCCAGAUCAAGUUCGCCACCGCCUCGCCCAAGAAGGACCAGACGUCGACCAGCGAUUUGGAGAAUGUGACAGCAGAGUCCUAUGAGGACUACGGGCUGUACCUGCCCUCGACCUCGUCCGUCGUGACGACGCUGCAGUCAUCCAAGUCCACCAUCAUCUCUCCCUUCGCACCCAAGCAGGCGUCAUCCCCCUCCGUCGGCCCUGCAGGUGUGUGGCUUGAAGCGACCAAGUCGCUGGCGUUCUAUGAACUCAACCAUCGGAAGGAGGUCGUGGAGCUGCGCCUGAAGCCCAAGCUCGUGAAGAUCAAGUUCCUGGACAACACGUUCCAGCAGAUCGCGUUCGACCAGUACAUGCUGGUGCAGGAGAUGGUGGAGGAGAUCGGCACCAAGCUGGGGCUGGACCAGGCCAAGGCCCUCGACUACGGCCUGCUCCUCGAGUUCCCCAGCGACGAAGAGGAGGCGCAGAACAACGGCGGCGACAUCGAAUCAUACCUCAAGUCCUCCAUGUCGUCGCCGGUCCACCUGCCCUCGUCCACCUCGGCGCCCGUCAACCCGGCCUCCGGCGUCGGCGCCGGCCUGGCGUCGUCGGCGUCGGGCUCCGCCGGCUCGUCGUCGUCGCUGCCGCUCACGUCGUCGGUGUCGCACAACGUGGCAGCCACCACAUCGGCCGUCGGUGGAGAGCCGGCGGGCUCCUCCAUCAGUGGCCGGGCCAAGCCCCCGCGACCCCCGCGACCAGCCGACAUCAAACCCGCACCUCGUCCGGCCGGUCUUGUGCUGCCGUCGAUCUUUUCGUCGGUGCCCAAGCCGCCGCCGGCGCCGCGACCACCGAACGACAUGGGUCCCAUCGUGGACGGCGUGUGGAUGUCCCCCGAGGCCGAGCUCCACAGCUACGACAUCAAGCACCUGGGUGUUCGGUUCCUGCUGCGACCACAGAAGGUCACCGUGGCCACACCGGAGGGAGAGAAGCACGUCGAGGUGGACCCCACGCUGCCUGUGGAACAGAUCACGCGGACCAUUUGCGAGGCGCUGGGCAUCAAGCCCGACCAGUUGGCCGCCGGCGGUGACACGCAGCGUGGCUUCUCGCUCACCGUUCAGUCCGAAGACGAAGAAACCGCGCUGAACCCGAAGAGGGCGCUGCGGACCCAGAGCAAGAACUGGCGCAAGUCGGUGUUCGUAAUCAAGACCGUCAACAAGGGCGACGGCAUCGUCAAGGACGACAUCAACGACGACGAUGACGACAAGGACGGGGAGGAGCCGUGCUCCGUCGUCUACUCCGAGAGCAGCCCGGGCGAAAUCGAAGCCGCGUCUUUCCCGCGGCUCGUCGAGCACCUCACCUCCCCUUCGUCCUACGACAAGUCGUUCAUCGAUGCGUUCUUCAUGACCUACCGCACCUUCGCGCCACCAGAGCAGCUCCUCCAGCAGCUGAUCGCGCGCUACACCACCCCGACCGCCCUCAUGCACGCCAAGGACCACAACCUCGUCAAGAUGAGGGUGUUUGACAUCCUGCGCAUCUGGCUGGAGACCAAGUUCACCGACUUUGCCGACGCCGCGCUCAAGCAGGAGCUGAACGAGUUCGUGGGCACGACGAUGAAGAACGACGCGAGCUUCGACGCGCGCGAGGCCUGCGUCACGCGGCUCACGCAGUGCAUCCAGCGCGGCGAGGGCUCCAAGCGCAUGACCCUCAUCCCGCUGACCAAGGGCAAGGCCGCCGGUAAGGCCAAGGUGCCCAAGGCCCUGUGCGAGAACCCGUCGCUGUUCGACAUGGACGAGGAGGAGGUGGCGCGCCAGCUGUGUCUCAUGGUGUGGAAGAGCUUCGCCAAGAUCGAGGCCGACGAGUUCUUCGAGCAGGCGUGGAGCAAGGAGAAGACGCAGCACCGGUGCCCGAACGUGAUGGCCAUGAUCGCCAACUUCAACGAGAUCUCGGCCGCGGUGGCGACGAUGAUCCUGAGCCAGGAGCGCGUGCGCGACCGACGCAACCUCAUGUGGCGCCUCGUCAACAUCGCUCAGGCGCUGCUGAAAUACAACAACUUCCACACGCUGAUGGCGUUCCUGUCGGCCUUCAACAACUCGGCCGUCCUGCGACUCAAGUGGACGCGCGAACGUCUGCCGGCGCCCACCAAGAAGUUUUUGGUCGACGCCGAGGCGCUGAUGUCGAUGGAGGGCUCGUUCAAGGAGUAUCGGCGCGUCCUGUCCACCGCUCUGCCACCAUGCAUCCCCUACAUAGGCGUGGUGUUGGCCGAUCUGACGUUCAUCGAGGACGGCAACCCCAACGAGACCGGACCCAGCGGGAAGCUCAUCAACUUCUACAAGCGUCGGCUCAUGUACAAAAACAUCUCCGCUCUGCUCCACCUCCAGUCGAUGCCCUACAGCUUCAAUCGGGUGCCGGAGGCGGCCAAGCUGUUCAGGGAGGGCGACAAGCUCAACGACUCGCAGCUCUACUCGCUCUCACUCGAGCGCGAACCGCGCAAUGCCAAGAAGUCGUCCAUCCUCUGA